UCGUUUUUGACUUGAUCAGUGAUCAGUGUACAGAUGACCUCCUUACCCUUUGUAAAAUUAAAAUGGACACACAAAAUGCUGCUUGGUCCACAGUGAGGUGCCGACUCUGUUUACAUUGUUUUCUGGUCUCCUUUUACAAAAGAAGCCGGGGACCGUGUAAGCUUAUCAGGGUGAAUUCGACGGGGUCAGAGUUCGUAUUUUGUGGACCGCAGGCAGCGGCAAGGUGAAUGAUUCUGGCUAACACAUUAUUAACAGAAAACCUCAGGUGUCUAAAUGCUGUUUUUGCGUAUAGCAGUUAAAACGGCCCUCAGAAGGACAAGGGUACUCAGUGGGCAGAUUCAUGGGUCUGCCCCGAUGUCGACGGCGGUGUCUCAGGAUGGUGUGAUACUGGACACCGUGAACACCACUGGUGUCAUAACACUGGACAGGCCAAAGAAACUGAACACACUGGACCUGCCCAUGAUCAGGAGAAUCUACCCACAGUUAAAAUCCUGGGAGAAGGACCCUAACAUCCAUCUGGUGGUUAUCAAGGCUUCAGGAGACAAAGCUUUCUGUGCAGGAGGCGAUGUAGUAGCUGUAACAGAAGCAGGGAAGGUUGGAGAUAGGCUGGCACAAGAUUUCUUCAGAGAGGAGUAUAUUCUCAAUAAUGCUAUUGGGACGCUCAAAACCCCAUAUGUUGCCAUCAUUAAUGGAAUCACAAUGGGAGGGGGUGUUGGUUUGUCAGUCCAUGGUAAAUUCAGGGUUGCCACAGAGAAAACUUUAUUUGCCAUGCCUGAGACUGCGAUAGGUCUUUUCCCAGAUGUAGGUGGGGGUUAUUUCCUGCCUCGACUGGGCAGCCAUCUUGGAAAUUACCUGGCGUUGACAGGAUUUAGGUUAAAAGGAGCAGAUGUUCAGAAGGCAGGCGUAGCGACACAUUUUGUGGACUCAAGUGAGAUUCCAGAUAUGUUUGAUGCACUUGUGAAAUUACCAUCCCCAACAGAAAAAGAUAUUUCCAAUGUAUUGGAGGACUACCAUAGGAAGUGCUCUCCAGACAAGGAAUUUGUACUGCAAUCCCACCUAGAUGACAUCAAUCGUAAUUUUGGGGGAGAAACGGUAGAGGAAAUAAUGUCAGCAUUAGAAAAAGAUGGUUCUGAGUGGGCUACAAAACAGUUAGAAACAUUGAAAAAGAUGUCUCCAACCUCCAUGAAGAUCACCCUGCGUCAGCUCCAAGUGGGUGGUAAACUCAGCCUGGAGGAGUGCCUGAGGAUGGAGUACAGGAUGACACAGGGGUGUGUGAGGGGGAAAGACUUCUACGAGGGAGUUAGAGCAGUGCUUGUAGACAAAGACCAGAGUCCAAAGUGGGACCCUGCAACACUGGAAGAAGUGACUAAUGAAGUGGUGGAAAGCUAUUUCAAACCUUUACCCGAGGAAAAAGAGUGGAAAGCACAGUUAUGAUGAGGGGUGAUUGUGCUAGAUGUGCAGGGCAAAGUGUCACAACUAACACAAUGGUGGUGUUUGGCCAUCUUCUCCAACACAGUUAUAGGAAUGGUGCCAACCUUUGAUUUUUUUAAACAUAAAUUAUGACAAAGGAGAGAACCAUGACUUCAUCAAAUUGAUAAUUAUUAUAACCUUUUUAAGUGACACUAUGGCUAAAAUGAUCACGAAAGUAUUUUCUAUUAAAAGGAAUUUAACCGUGAGCCAUUACCAAAUCAUUUAUGAUUUGUGAUAUACUGUAAUUAUCAAGAGAAAAUAUCUAGUCUGUCAGAUUAAACAGAAUUGGAAAAUAAUACAUAAUUGUCCUUAUGAUUAAAUGUGGGUUGUGAUAUGACAUCGCUACUUGGAUGAAAUAAAUUACAGUAGAUCAUGAAGUAAGUUGCUCAAAGUGAUCAGCAAUAAUAUUGUGAGAAGGACUCAUUACUUUCGUACAUGGCUCUUCUGUUUU
This is a messenger RNA of Lingula anatina, 1921 nucleotides long. Its product is annotated as 3-hydroxyisobutyryl-CoA hydrolase, mitochondrial. Gene Ontology annotation, molecular function: 3-hydroxyisobutyryl-CoA hydrolase activity. The record is from RefSeq and is a predicted model, not a curated record. Gene Ontology annotation, biological process: L-valine catabolic process. Lineage: Eukaryota; Metazoa; Brachiopoda; Lingulata; Lingulida; Lingulidae. Gene Ontology annotation, cellular component: mitochondrion.